AUGAAAACUAUACUAAAAUAAUAUAUUCAUACUCUAAGUCUAACACAAAGAAUUACUACUUGUAUACCUUAUUUUCAUAAUUGCAAUAAUAUAUAUUUUAUAGAAAAUUUGGAUUAUAUAUAUAUAAGCAGUAUUACAGAUUUUAAAUUAUCAUAAAAAAUAGUUAUAAGAAUCUAAUCAAAUAUAUCUCAAGCUUUUUUUAUAUUUAAGACCUUUCAAUUAAUUAAUUUCCAGCCAUUAAAAAAAGUCUAUUAGAUAUAAUUUGUUCUGUANAAUAAUACAAAUAUUCCAAAUAGUGCUAAUUAAAGAAAAAGUAGUGUUACUCAUAUUCUGAACAUACUUAAGUCACCAAACAAAAAUAGUUCUUAAUAGAUAUAACAUAUUUCAUCUACUCCUAGAGAUUAAGAAUCAAAAAGAAGUUUUAAUAAUAAAAAGGUUCAUCAAUUAGAAUUGCAAGUGAUGUCUGAUCUAUAGAGCUUAUUACAAAAAAAGACCUGUUUAACUCAUAGAAGUUCAAUGACUAAUAAAAAUUGCAUUAAGAAAAAAUUGAAUACUAGAGAACUUAAUUAGUUUAAAUGUGUAAGGUUACCCCUAUCCAAUAGAGACUUUAAUAAUCAACAAAAAGAAUGA
Molecule: messenger RNA, 630 nt
Organism: Paramecium pentaurelia
Lineage: Eukaryota; Ciliophora; Oligohymenophorea; Peniculida; Parameciidae
Source: the annotation of a GenBank genome assembly